GAGCCCCAAGGCUUUAAUUUAAUCAGAGGGGAGGAGGCCAGGAGAGGAAAAAUUAUAUCCACUUCUACUCUGAAGAACUUUCAAGAAGAAGCAAAUUAACCUGUGCAGGUUCUGUGGUCUCAGAGUCCAGUUAUGAUGAAGUGGGCUUUCCUCAUCUUCCCUCUUGGAUACCUGUUGAUUGCUGAAAGCGUCCUACCUGCUGUGGCCACCAAACAAUUUCAAGAUGUGAUGACUCGAGGAAGGGCAUUUUCUCACAACGGAUACCACAGGAGGCUAAAGGGCUGGUCUUCUGACCACAACAACUGGAAUGACAAACUCUACCCUCACUGGGAAGAAGGAGACCCCAGAUGGGAAAACUGCUGGAAAGGAGGAAGGGUGGUGGCCAGUUUGACCAGUGACAGCCCAGCACUGGUAGGAUCCAAUGUGACCUUUAGUGUGACCCUGAAGUUUCCUCAGUGUCAAAGAGAAGAUAAUGACAGCAAUAUAGUGUAUGACAGAAAAUGCAUAAAUGGUUCUUCAGAUUAUGUCAAUCUUCCUGACCAGUAUGUUUACAACUGGACUGAAUGGAUUGAUAAUUGUGGCUGGGAAAAUUGCACACACAACAAUAGCCACAAUGUGUUUCCAGAUGGGAGACCUUUUCCCUACCAUCAUGAUUGGAGGAGAAGAAACUUCAUCUAUGUGUUUCAUACUUUUGGCCAGUAUUACCAAAAAACAGGAGGGUCUUCAGCUAUUGUGUCUAUCAACACAACAAAUAUAACUCUUGGGAAACAAAUUAUGGAAGUGUCCGUUUACAGAAGAGGCUAUCGAUCAUUUGUACCAGUGACUGCAGCAAGUCUUGUUUAUGUGGUAACAGAUAAAAUCCCCUUCUAUGUGAACAUGUCCCAGAAGAAUGACCGCAAUGCCUCUGACCAUAUCUUCAUCAAGGAUAUCCCUAUUACAUUUGAGGUCAAGAUUCAUGAUCCCAGCCACUACCUCAACCGCUCCAUUAUUUCAUACCACUGGAAUUAUGGAGAUGGCAGUGGUUUGUUUGUUUCCAACAAUUCGGUUUCAACACAUACCUAUAAACUCCCGGGAAAUUUCAGUCUUGACUUGUCUGUCCAGGCUAUUAUACCUGCCCCUUGCGGACCAGUGACACCUUCACCACCACUACCUACCACCCCAGCAAUAACUACCCAGCUACCAUCUAAUAUGACUACUCCCACCUCCUACAGCACAACAGAGCUACCAACAGGACAGCUUUCUGCUGAAGGAUGUCAUGUUACUCGAAAUGGACCUUAUAAAGCAUCACUUUUCAUUGUAGAGGGGAUCCUUGGGGUAAAUAUUAUCCAAAUGACGAAUGUCCAGGUGGCAGCCACUCAAGUUGAGAACUCCAUGGUUGAUUUUGUAGUAACCUGUCAAGGGAGUCUUCCUACAGAUGCUUGCACCAUGAUUGCUGAUCCCACAUGCCAGGUUUUACAGAGUGAGGCAUGCGAUCCUGUGGAUAUCACUGAUGAGUGCCUGUUGACCAUCAGAAGAGCUUUCAAUGAAUCUGGAACCUAUUGUGUGAACAUCACAUUGGGUGAUGCUACAAGUCUGGCUCUCACAAGUACUCUGAUAUCCAUCAGUGGAGCUGGAGGAUCAUUUUCAAGAACAGCAGAAGGAGUUUUGAUUGCCUGUGCUUUCUUGGUGGUGGUUGCUGUUUCCUUGACUUUCUUCCUUUACAAGAGGUAUAAAGAAUACAAACCCAUUGAAAAGAAAAAAGAACAGGAGGCAACAAGCGAAGGACUGAGAGUUUACUUCAACAACGUCAAGGCUGUUCUCUUCCCAGCCAACAAUGAACGAGAUCCUCUGCUGAAAAGCAAGCCAGGAAUCAUCUAACUCUUUAGUAUAAUCUCAUAUUUGCAUACAUUUGGUGCUUUAUAUUGAACUGUAUUUCAAUGGAAGAAUGCUUAAUUGUUAAAAUAAGGGGGUAGAUGGUAAGCUUACUAUACAUGCAGGAUAAUGGUUUGAUUCACUUGUUAAAAUGGCAUUUUGUGGAGAAAUAGAACAUUUUACUCUCUUGGAUAUACAAUAGUAUAUGAGCUAAUAAACAAUUUAAGCUGGG
This is a messenger RNA of Sceloporus undulatus (fence lizard), 2083 nucleotides long. RefSeq names its product glycoprotein nmb (gene GPNMB). Gene Ontology annotation, molecular function: integrin binding. The coding region runs from base 133 to 1857 and encodes 574 amino acids. Gene Ontology annotation, biological process: cell adhesion. Lineage: Eukaryota; Metazoa; Chordata; Lepidosauria; Squamata; Phrynosomatidae. The record is from RefSeq and is a predicted model, not a curated record. The transcript is spliced from 11 exons.